GGAGGAUGCUGCUCAGAGGCAGAGAGGGAAGAAGGGAAGGGACAGACGUGGUCUAGCCUCUCCGAGGGUGGCACAGACCCAUGAAGGACAAGGGUAGCAGGUUCCAGGAGGGGUAGCUGGGACUCAGAAGUUUCCCACUGCAUGUGUCCUGCUGUGGUGGAAAGCAAGGGAACUGAGGCCUCCUUUUCAGGGUCUAGUCAGAAGAUUAGACAGCUCAGAAACCAACACAGCUCACCCCAACGACCCAGUGACCAUGACGCUUGAGGAGAAGCCUGGGGUAAAUGGGUGUGUUGGAGGAAGGAGGGAGUCCUGCCCCAGUGAGAUGUCCCAGGCCAACGGAAAGCCGAGAGCAAAUGGGAAUGCCAAGGGCUCCCCAAAGCAGGAGGCGAAUGGCAAAAGCAAUGCACCCAGGGGAUGUCUCAACACCUACACCUGGCAGGAGAUCCAGAAACACAACCAGGACGGCGACCAGUGGCUGGUGAUCAGCCGCAAGGUCUAUGAUGUCACCGAGUGGGCCCACAGGCAUCCAGGAGGGCCUCGAGUUCUCAACCACUACGCUGGGGAAGAUGCCACGGAUGUAUUCAGAGCCAUGCACCCGAAUCUGGACGUUGUGAAGCUGUACCUGAAGCCUCUGCUCAUUGGAGAGCUCGCCCCGGGAGAGCCCAGCCAGGAGAGAAACAAAAAUCCACAGCUGGUAGAAGACUUUCAAGAGCUUCGCAGGACACUGGAGGCUAUGAACAUGUUUGACGGCCGCCUGCAGUUCUUCUUCCUCCACCUCGCGCAGAUCUUGAUUUUAGAAGUCCUGGCCUGGCUCCUCUUGUAUCACUUUGGCAAUGGCUGGACUGUUACCAUCUUGGUUUCUUUUCUUCUCACAGUUGCUCAGGCUCAGUCUGGAUUUUUGCAGCAUGACAUAGGACACCUUUCCAUGUUUAAGAAGCCCAAGUGGAACCAUCUGAUGCAGAAGUUUGUCAUGUGCCACAUGAAGGGUCUGUCUGCAUACUGGUGGAAUCACCGUCACUUCCAACAUCAUGUAAAAACAAACAUCUACCCCAAAGACCCAGAUAUCGACGUAGGUCCACUGUUUGUGAUUGGAGAAUCCCAACCUGUCAAGUAUGGCAAGAAGAAAAUCAAAUACAUUGACUAUGACAAGCAGCACCUGUACUUCUACCUAGUUGGGCUUCCCUUGCUCAUGCCUGUGUAUUUCAAUGGGAAGUCCCUGCAAAUAAUGUACCUUCAUAAGGUCUGGGUGGACAUUGCACUCGUCAGUAGCUUUUACAUUCGACAUUUCAUCACUUUUGGACCUUUCUAUGGAAUUUUUGGAACCAUGUUGCUCAUAUACAUGGUCAAGUUUCUUGAAAGUCCAUGGAUUGCAUAUGUUACCCAGAUGAGCCACAUACCAAUGAAGAUAAGCAGAGAGGAGAACCGAGAUUGGCUGAGCACCCAGGUCUUGGCCACCUGUAAUAUUGAGCAGUCUUUUUUCAAUGACUGGUUCUCUGGGCACCUGAACUUCCAAAUCGAGCACCAUCUUUUCCCCACAAUGCCGCGCCAUAAUUACCACAAAGUGGCUCCGCUGGUCAGGUCCCUGUGUGCCAAGCACGGGCUGCAGUACGUGAAUAAGCCCCUGCUGACAGGGUUUGGAGAUAUCGUCAGGUCCUUAAAGAAAUCUGCAGCCCUUUGGAUUGACUCUUACUAUGAGUGAGGUGGCACCAUGCAUGCCAUUGUCUCUGAAGGGGGUUGGUGGAUGUGCAAGAGCUCUUCGUCAUUUAGCUGGGAAUUAAGUAGCACCCCUGGCAUACCUGUUUGUCCCGGGAUUGAGGACCUGAGGAUGCAUGACAAGGCCUUCCCUGAAGGUCUUUAAAAACAAGAAGCAGUGGAAGCACAAGAGGAUUUUGGCCAGGUUGGCAAAAGGGAAAUGGGACCUCUUUGCUUUAAUCGUUCCACUCUGAUCUUGAACUUAGUCUACCAAUGGAUCUUAAAUCACCUAAUCCAAAGAGCAUGAGUGCAGGAAGCAGGGAAACCUUCCCAGGAAGAAGGGUAUAAUCAGAAGUAAACAUGGAGAAUCAUCUGAUGGAGGAUUCUGGAAAACAGUGCAAUUGCUCUUAGAAGAGAAUAAUUUAUCUAAGUGAUUCCUGUUGAAACACAAAUUUUCUGUUUCUCCUCAAAUAUUAAAGUUUUUUUUCUUUAAAAGUUGAUUGACAUUAAAAUAUAUUCACACAUUUCAA
Molecule: messenger RNA, 2222 nt
Organism: Cavia porcellus (domestic guinea pig)
Lineage: Eukaryota; Metazoa; Chordata; Mammalia; Rodentia; Caviidae
Product: fatty acid desaturase 2-like protein FADS2B
Exons: 12
Coding region: 254-1699 (481 amino acids)
Biological process (GO): lipid metabolic process
Cellular component (GO): membrane
Molecular function (GO): oxidoreductase activity, acting on paired donors, with oxidation of a pair of donors resulting in the reduction of molecular oxygen to two molecules of water
Source: RefSeq, a predicted model, not a curated record